Lacerta agilis (Sand lizard) is the source of this 3342-nucleotide messenger RNA. RefSeq names its product oxysterol binding protein like 3 (gene OSBPL3). Gene Ontology annotation, cellular component: plasma membrane; cytosol; perinuclear endoplasmic reticulum. The record is from RefSeq and is a predicted model, not a curated record. Bases 337 to 3105 code for a protein of 922 amino acids. The transcript has 24 exons. Lineage: Eukaryota; Metazoa; Chordata; Lepidosauria; Squamata; Lacertidae. Gene Ontology annotation, molecular function: cholesterol binding.
UUGUCGCUCCCGCCCGCUUCGUUGUCGCGGCUGUCUGCCUGUCAGUGGCUUCUCUGACUCCUGGCUGUGCUUUGGCAGGUUGCUCAGAGGUGAGGAAAAGCCGCUUGGAUCUCGCUACUUCCAAGCCCUGCCUGCGGUGGGGGCACAACCGCGGCUCGGAAGAGCUUACUUUAUAGCCCGACUGAUGCUUGCGAUCGCUGUCAAUUCCCAGGAAUUUCCUUUGAGCACCACGAGCGCCGCUGGGAUGCAUUUGGAGAUGCGAUGACUCUUGCCUUUCUCUCCCAUGUCUUCUCGUUUUGUCGUUGAAUUGGUACAGAAGAAACUCUUUCGGAGACCAUGACUGAAGAAAAGAAUCUUGGUGUGUCUCAGAAAGUCUUGUCGCCUUCAAGAAGUACCAGUAGCUGCUCCUCUAAGCAGGGGAGUAGGCAGGACAGCUGGGAAAUUGUAGAAGGACUGCGGGGAGCCAUGAAUUACACGCAGGAACCACAGAAACAGGAAGGCUACCUGCUGAAAAAGAGGAAAUGGCCUCUGAAAGGUUGGCACAAGAGAUGCUUCUUUCUGGAUAAAGGGAUUUUGAAGUAUGCAAAGAGCCCAGCUGACAUAACACGAGGGAAGCUGCAUGGGUGUAUAGACGUUGGGCUUUCUGUGAUGUCCGUGAAGAAGUCAACAAAAUGUAUAGACUUGGAUACAGAAGAACACAUUUAUCAUUUAAAGGCAAAAUCUCAGGAAGUCUUUGAUGAAUGGGUAGCAAAGCUGCGCCAUCAUAGAAUGUAUCGUCAAAAUGAAAUUUCCAUGUUUCCGCAUGACAUCAACAACCAUUUCUUUCCAGCAUCAGCUUCUGUUACAGACUCCGUAACUGGCUUUCUGGAAUCCACGGCAAGCAGAAAGCGAGGCAGCAUGACUCAGCAGAAUUCAUUGCAGACUGGAAGUAGUUUGUCAUUCUCCUGCUCAAACAAUGACUCAAGGAUCCCACCUUGGCUGCAGUCUUCGGAGGAUAUGGAAAGAUGUUCAAAAGACCUCUCCCAGUGUCAUAACUAUCUGUUGGAAAUGAGCCAGCUUCUGCAAAGCAUGGAAGUUCUCCACAGGACAUACUCAGCACCUGCCAUAAAUGUCAUGCAGGGCAUCCCCUUUGAAAGUCCUAAAAAGGAAAAAAGAACACACAGGAGGUGGCGUUCCCGAGGUCUUAGUAAAGAUGCGAAAGGAAUGUUGCAGCCUAGCAAUCCCACCACCCCUUACCUUUUCCUUCCCCAUACCUCCAAUCCUCUGAAUUCAGCAAAGCAUUUAAUGAGGAGCUGGAGCACAACCUUUCAGGUACCAACUGUUCUUUCUGCUCCAUUGAGACUGCACGCUUCCAACCCCAAUUUAUCAACAUUAGAUUUUGGCGAAGAGAAAAUCUACUCUAAUGGUUCCGAAACAACGUCAGAAUUCUCUAAAAUGCAAGAGGACUUGUGUCACAUAGCACACAAAGUGUACUUCACCUUAAAGUCGGCUUUCAGUACGAUCUCGACGGAGAGAGAGAAGCUGCAGCAGAUGUUUGAACAUGAUUCAGCCUCAUCUCCAUCUGCGCAAAUAGCUGGACUGAAGAACGCCUUAUCAUCUGCCAUAGCACAAAAUACAGAUCUUAAAGACCGGUUACGCAGAAUACAUGCCGAAUCUGUGCUUCUUGAUUCAGCAGCUAAUGCAAAAUCCAGCCCUGAUUUGGCAAAGGAAAACUCGGAUGAUGAGAACAGGGGUCUAGUUCACCAGCUUUCCAACGAAAGUCGGCUGUCUAUAACGGAUUCGCUCACCGAGUUUUUUGAUGCUCAGGAAGUCUUGCUGUCUGCCAGCUCUUCAGAAAACGAGGUAUCUGAUGAUGAUUCAUAUGCCAGUGAUGUGAGUGAUAACAUCUCCGAAGACAACCUAAGUAACGACAUAGAGAAUGAAAGGCAAACCCUCGACAGUGUUCCCGACGGCAGCUUGGAAUGCCAUUCCAAGCGGAGGACGUGUCUGCCGGCUCCGUGUCCCAACACUAGUAACAUCAGCCUCUGGAACAUUUUGCGGAACAACAUCGGGAAAGACCUCUCCAAGGUGGCCAUGCCAGUGGAGCUGAACGAACCGCUGAACACUUUGCAGCGCCUCUGUGAGGAACUGGAGUACAGCGAGUUGUUGGAUAAAGCGGCACGUACGCCCAACCUGUUUGAGAGGAUGGUAUAUGUGGCUGCUUUUGCCGUAUCUGCUUAUGCAUCCAGUUACUACAGAGCUGGAAGUAAGCCAUUUAAUCCUGUGCUUGGAGAAACCUACGAAUGUAUCCGAGAAGAUAAAGGCUUUCAGUUUUUUGCUGAACAGGUCAGUCAUCACCCACCUAUAUCUGCAUGUCAUGCUGAAUCUGAUAACUUUGUGUUUUGGCAAGAUAUCAGAUGGAAAAACAAAUUCUGGGGGAAAUCCAUGGAAAUUGUGCCAGUUGGUACAACACAUGUAAUUUUGCCAGCCUAUAAGGACCAUUAUGAAUGGAAUAAGGUGACAUCUUGCAUUCAUAAUAUAUUAAGUGGACAGCGGUGGAUAGAACACUAUGGGGAGAUCAUAAUCAAGAAUCUGAAUGACCACAGCUGUCUCUGCAAACUUACUUUUGUAAAGACAAAAUACUGGAAUCACAAUGUACAUGAGAUUGAAGGAAAUGUUUUGGACAAAAAUGGGAAAGUAGUACAUCGUAUUUUUGGGAAAUGGCAUGAGAAUAUAUACUGCGGAACACCAUCUUCGCCAAAAUGCAUCUGGAGAGCAAAUCCAAUGCCAAAAGAUUAUGAACAGUGGUAUGGUUUCACACAGUUUGCAUUAGAAUUAAAUGAAUUGGACCCGCUCACUAGGCCUCUCUUACCAUCUACUGAUACCCGAUUUAGACCAGACCAAAGGCUCCUAGAAGAAGGGAAUAUUGAAGGAGCAGAAACACAAAAACAAAGGAUUGAGCAGCUACAGAGAGAGCGGCGGAAAGUUCUAGAAGAAAACAAUAUGGAGCAUCAGCCUAGAUUUUUCAGGAAAUCGGAAGAUGAAUCCUGGGUCAGCAAUGGAACUUAUCUAGAACUUAGAAAAAACCCUGGCUUUUCCAAGCUGGAUAAUGCUGUCUUAUGGUGAAAAAACAAAAACAAACGAAAAGGACAUUGUAGCUGCUGUUUCUCUGAUUAUAAGAAUGGAAAUGCUGCAUAUCACCAUAACCUUCUAGACUCCUGCUUAAUUUAGAUUUUUGACGAGCACAUUUACGUUAUUCUGUUUGUCUUUUGCUAUUUUGAUAGUAACCAUGAUUUAUUUGAAUGUACAAAAAAACUCUAAUUUUCUUUACAUAUAUAUUUAAUAAAUGAUUGUUGAAUGUUA